ACCCACACUGCAAAGUGCAAUGGCGAAAUUGAACAAUAACAGCCAUCGCUUCUCGGUACCAUAUGUAUUAUGUCGUUAACAUUAAAGAAAACAGAAUCAUUCUCCUGGAGAGUCACAUCAUGCAACAUCUGUAAAUUUAUCGCGCGCGGGGCUGCGACUAGGAGUAUUCUACUGUCUCUGCAAGCGAUGACAGUUUAAAACGCGGGUCUUAGGCGUACUGAGGGAAUCAUGGCCACGGAAGAACCAUCCCCUCCGUCGUCCAUGGAGAGCAACAAACCCGGCUUCCCCAAACAGAUCCUGGCCAACAAGCUGGAAGAUAAACACCUGUGUAACUGCUGUCAGAAGCUGCUGCGGAGGCCCUUCCAAGCCCAGUGUGGACACCGCUUCUGUUCCUACUGCUUCAAUAGGACUGUCAGAGAUGGACCUCAGAAAUGCAGUGCUUGUAUCAAAGAGGACAUUUUUGAAGAGCCCACGUCGAUUCUAAAACAAGGCUGUGCUUUUCCUGACAACGCAGCUCGACGAGAGGUCGAAAACCUCUCUGUUGUCUGCAUCAACGAAGGCUGUACAUGGAAAGGCAAUAUUAAAGAAUAUGAGUUGAGCCACGAGGGGAAGUGUGACUACAUGAUCAUCCCCUGCCCCUCCUGUAAAGAGCAGAUCCGCUUCAACGAACAGGAACGCCACAACGAGCGAGAGUGCCCUGAGAGAACUCUCAACUGCAAGUACUGCAAGGAACCAUUUCAUUUCAAAAACAUCAAGGCCCACGACGAGAUCUGCCCCAAGUACCCCAUGAUCUGUGAAGGCUGUGCCAAGAAGAAAAUACCCAGGGAGAAGUACGUGGACCACAUUAAGUUCUGCAGCAAAUUCAGAACGCCAUGCAGAUUCCAUGUUGUUGGGUGUGAUAUGUCAGUGGAGAAGGAGAGGAUCCAUGACCACGAGAGGGCCUGCACCUAUGAGCACCUCAACUUGCUGCUGCACUACAUUAUGGGGAUGAAGGUGAGCAUGGAGGGCCUGCAGCCGCAAGGCCUGGAGCUGGCUGGACACAAGCUCCUGGAGCUCCACCAUUCCCUCAGGGAGCUGGAGGCACGCGUCUCCCAGCUCAGCACUACAUCCACCGGGCCUCCCGUGCAGGGGGCCACCAACUCUUCUUCCUCCCCGUGCCUCUCCGGGCCUCCCGCCCUAGCUCUUCCCCUGCCUCCACCUCCCGCCCUGGCCCCCACCCUGACUGUGUCCACCUCCUUCACCCCCUUGCCCAGCUCGGUGGGGGCGGCCCUGGAGCUACAGCUCCACAGUGAGAAGACCAAGGUGGCGGAGCUGGGACGCAGGUGCACCGACCUGGAGGUGAAGGCGGGGAUGUUUGAGAAUGUGGUUUGCGUGUUGAACCGAGAGGUGGAGCGCUUUGCCACAACCAUGGAGGCCAGUAACAGACAGCAUCGCCUAGACCAGGAUAAGAUUGAGGCCCUGAGCAACAAGGUGCGGCAGCUGGAGAGGACGGUGGGGCUGAAAGACCUGACGGUAGCAGAGAUGGAAGGCAGGCUGAGGGAGAUAUCGGGCACCACAUUCGACGGCGUCUUCAUCUGGAGGAUUUCUGACUUUACCAAAAAAAGACAGGAUGCCAUCGCUGGCCGAGCUCCUGCCAUGUUCUCACCAGCCUUCUACACCAGUAAAUACGGCUACAAGAUGUGUCUGCGGAUCUACCUGAACGGGGACGGGACAGGGCGUGGCAGCCACCUGUCUCUGUUCUUUGUGGUGAUGAGGGGACUGAGUGAUGCUCUGCUCAAAUGGCCCUUCAACCAGAAGAUGGUCUGCCUUUGUCUCCCUGCUUCCGGUUCCGGUUGGAGCGAGCGGUCGCAUUCGCACUUCGCUCUGCAGGUGACUCUGAUGCUGCUGGACCAGAGUAACAGGGAGCACAUCAUCGAUGCCUUCCGGCCCGACGUCACUUCCUCCUCCUUCCAGAGGCCUGUAAGUGAGAUGAACAUCGCCAGCGGCUGCCCGCUCUUCUGCCCGCUCUCCAAGCUCGACGCCAAGAACUCCUACAUCCGCGACGACACCAUUUUCAUUAAGGCCAUCGUGGAUCUCACAGGCCUCUAGGAUGCACCCUUUGAAGUGGAAGCGCAAGACAACCGAGCAGCAAUGUGGCCAUUCAGGCUUAAUUUUGGCUGCUUUUGAGCACCAUUUCGGCUCCAUUUUGGUCCCCUUCAUUAGUAGGGAGACUGACAUGCAUGCUACCGUGUGCUGCAUGUGGCUCCAGUUUGCCCAGCUCAGGAGGCCCUUGCACUGUUGUAGCUCUACCAUCUCUUAAUGCCACAAUACUGGUUCCUCAUGGUGCUUGAACCCCAGUUGGUGUGUAGCUUUAUUAUUUGUAUCCAUGGAAAUAACUCUAGAAUAUAGUCUCAAUAUUUAGUAGGACAGAACCUGUGGUAUUUAAAUGGGGAUAUGUGGCAAUUGAAUUGAUUUGGAGGGCAUCUUUUUCUCUUUGUUUUUCAUAAGACUUCAUUGGGUCUCAGAGAGAGUGAAUUGUAGCCGUUAGAGAAUAGCAAAAAGAGGGAUAUGAACCUUUUCCUUGUCAGUGUAGAAAACUGCCCCACUGCUUAUUGCAGAAGUAGAGCUUAUCGUGGCUUGGUGCAGCAGGGUAUUCACUUUAUCUCUUGUUUCCGAUCUCAACCCGAGUCAUUUUGAUUGUGGAUAUCGUGAGCUUCUCAAUGCCAUUGUUGAGUACAUUUGCAUAGACAAACGUGGAGUUAUGUUAUGAAUAAGAAUAUGGGCAUUUGUUUGCCUUUUUGCGCAAAUUGCAUGCGGGCUAUCUUUUAUUGGCCUUGGUGUUGAAGUGCUCGCUCUUUUCAUUGGGCUGCUGAAGGGAUCCUUCCUUGUUUGUUAUUACACCUGUUAGUGAGUUAAACCAUCUGUGAUGGUGGACAUUGCCUGCAUGUCUUGGAUCCAGGCAUAUACUUUUACAUUUACUUGUUGGUGUUGCGUUUCUUGUUCCUCUUUAGGGGUUGAGGCUUAUGGGAUUGGUGGUUCGGUACAUCUGUGGAAGAUACAGUGGAGUUAUCAGGGUGUUAUAAGGCAGCUUGCCAAUCAAAGCCUGAGGCAUACAAGUGUAUUUCUAUCACUGGUACAUACAUCAAGCUGGAAGAGCUUUCCCCUCCAGGAAAUGCUCAUUACAGUAGCUCAUAUAUUAACACAUAGUACUGUGCCCCACCACAGAUGUUAAUACAGGUUCCAUGAACUGAAGGAAUGGUGUGUUCCUUGUUUUCUGUUCAUAUUACAGUGUGGUACAUUUGUAUGUAGUUUUGCUGCUAUGUCAGAUAUGUUGGUGAUGUAAAACAAAUGUGUUGCGAUCAAUGCGAAAUUUAGCACAGACAGUUGAAGGUGUAAAGUGGAAGGAUAAAGAGAGAUGUAACCACGAAGUGAAAACAAGUGAAUGUGAUGGUAUACUUUGCCAUUGGACCAUAGUGGUUGAUCAUCGUUAAUUGAUGUUUGAUGUAACUCUAGAUAAAUCCCAUUAACCUGUGGGUGACAGUGAAACCUCUUAGCCUAGGUGGUAGUCUUAUGAUUCAUGAAGCCCCACAAAUGACACUGACCAAAAUGCUAAAUCUGAGGAAAUCCUUUAGAUCUGAAAUGUAUCUGUAGGUUGUAUGCUUGUCCAUUAGGGGGUGCUGUUUUACUUGGUACGCCUGUGUGCGUCCCCAAUAGUCUUCCCCCUCUGGACUUGUGUAGGGGUUUUCACCUACCUGUUUUGAAACCAGUCUUGACCUGUUUUGAAACCUCUCUGUGCAUGGGAGGGUUCAAUUCAUAUUCAGUAUCGCAGUUUGUGGUUGGCUUACCUCGUAGACCAAUGGCGAAUGCAUUUAUUUGCAUUUAUUUGGAGGACUAUAAAUAAAGAUGUUAGUUAUUAUUAUGUCAUAUCUCACACAGCUUCUGUUCAACACAAGCAGAUGCCUAUAUAUAUAUAUAUAUAUAUUCAUAAGAAUUUAUAAAUAUAAUAUCAUAAUGUUGAACAAUUCAAUAUAUUGAUGUUACUAUACCCAUAUUGUUAUUAAUAAAUAUAGUAUAGUUGAAUAUAUUAUUAAUGAUAUAAAUAAUACCUACUUUUUGUUUGUCGAGGUGGUUUAAGACAAGUCUGGAAAACCCCUUAAAGUAACCCAAAUACAUCAAAUGCUGUGCCACAUAAUACCAAACAUGGCACCCCAUUCUCCUGGGUUAACUGAGGGUUAAAAACCAAAAUAUGAAGUGGUUGUGUUUACAUUCCCCAAAAUGACCCUUUAAAGGUUCCCACAGUACUUCUGUGUCACAUAACUGUGCUUCUCAACCUUUUCUGUACCACUGGGGCCGGAAAACAAUGGUCCCUCUUGUACCAAGAACCGUCAAGUUGCUAUGGUCCUUCCUCCUCGAAGGACUCCUUAGGCCUAUAUCAAAACAGCACUUGAGAUCUGGCUACAUUAUUGUCAGCUAACCAUCUGAUGGACCGGUCAGCAGCAUCCCUGGGACUGGUGCCAGUCCACAGGCCAGAGGUUGAGGACCACUGAUUUUUUGUCUUCUGAGAUAGGGUGCAUUGGUUGUUAUUAUAGGUAGUAUUUGCGCUCUGAACAUCAUAUUUGUGCAGUCAGUGAAUAUGGUGUUUGGUCCUUUGAUGGUUAUAGACAGGGUUUGGUUCUGCAGGAGUUGAUUCUGACUAUGUUCAUUAUAGGGCGAAUCCCUCCUGCAGAUGUAGCUUUUUUAGCAUCAAACUGGAGAAGUUGUUCAGUCAUUUUACAGCCCUCAACGAAAAGGAAUUCAUAUAUAUUCUUUCCUUUCCAUAAAUACUUAUUCUUGUGUUGUGCCAGAAUGUUAUAUUACCUCCAAAUUAUUGCAGAAGCUGUGUUAUACAUUGUACUUGUAUUCUAUGCUAAAAAAUGGUGCCAAAUAUACUUAGAGAAAAAAUAGAUGUUAUGUACAUAUGAAGGUUUAUGGUUUGUAUUUUUGUUUCAUUCCAAUGUAAUGCAUGGGUCACUUUUGGAACCACCUAGACUGAUGGAGUACUUUCAGCAAAAUAUUUCCUCAUAAUCCAAUAAUAUACCUUUCUUUAGGUCUCUGAAUGUAAAGCUUUAAUGCAGUGGUCCUUUACUCUUUCUGGGAGAGAAAAACAGUUCUGUUUUAACAGUUGUUGAUGCAGUUGAAUUUAAUGAACUUUAAUUGUGCACUUUGUAUUAUUUAAAUGUGAAACAGGGUACUACUUUGUUCUGUGAUUUGUAUACUGUGAAGUCAGAGCUAUAUACAUUCUGAUUUGUUGAUCAUGUAUGUUCUCUAUACGCUGUAAAGGCUGUACCAGGACAUGUAGUAUGCAAUAAAUUUGUCAUUGGA
This is a messenger RNA of Oncorhynchus keta (chum salmon), 5340 nucleotides long. RefSeq names its product TNF receptor-associated factor 2-like. Bases 229 to 2088 code for a protein of 619 amino acids. NCBI's taxonomy places the organism in Eukaryota, Metazoa, Chordata, Actinopteri, Salmoniformes, Salmonidae. The record is from RefSeq and is a predicted model, not a curated record. Gene Ontology annotation, biological process: positive regulation of JNK cascade; positive regulation of canonical NF-kappaB signal transduction; protein K63-linked ubiquitination. Gene Ontology annotation, molecular function: ubiquitin protein ligase binding; zinc ion binding; tumor necrosis factor receptor binding. The transcript has 13 exons. Gene Ontology annotation, cellular component: cytoplasmic side of plasma membrane; plasma membrane signaling receptor complex; cytosol.